AUGGAUCCUUUAAAGUACCUAUUUGAAGUACCGACGCUAGUUGGAAAAUUGGCCAAAUGGUUGGUCCUACUGUCUGAAUUUGAUAUUGUGUAUGAGACUCGAAAAACCAUCAAAGGGCUUGUAGUGGCCGAAUUUCUUUCUGAAAAUCCAGUUAAUGAAGAGGAAGAAGUCGAAACAGCCUUCCCGGAUGAGAGUCUUAAGCUAGUAGAGGUCCAGCCAUGGAAAAUGUACUUUGAUGGGGCCAUGAAUAAGAGCGAGCCAGAUAGGGGCAUUAAUAGUAUUAGGGCUAAAAAUGUGGAGGUGUUUGGAGAUUCAAUGCUAGUAGUUUCCCAUAUUAAAGGUGAAUGGGAAUUGAAAGAAGAAAAGUUGAGGCCAUACCUAGAGUAUGCUAAGAAACUAUUAUUUAUCUUUGAGGAAGUGACAAUGAAGCACAUGUCUAGAGCUAAGAACCAGAUGGCUGAUGCUCUAGCCACGCUGGCAUCCUUAUGGGAGAAGGGUGAUCAGAAGUUGACCCAGCCAGUUAUCCUGAUGAGGAGUAGAAUCCCAUGCUAUGAAGGGUUAAUAAUAGCACAUUUAGAUCUAGAAGAUGAGAUGAAAUGGUAUGAGGACAUAAGAAGAUAUUUAGAGGUAAGAGAAUACCCACAGUCAGCCAAUAGUAGGGAUAGAGCUACAAUUCGUAGAUUAGCCGUGGGGGGCAACUCUACAAAAGGUUCUUCGAAGGACUAUUGCUCUUGUGUGUGA
Molecule: messenger RNA, 741 nt
Organism: Hevea brasiliensis (rubber tree)
Lineage: Eukaryota; Viridiplantae; Streptophyta; Magnoliopsida; Malpighiales; Euphorbiaceae
Exons: 2
Coding region: 1-741 (246 amino acids)
Molecular function (GO): nucleic acid binding; RNA-DNA hybrid ribonuclease activity
Source: RefSeq, a predicted model, not a curated record